Molecule: messenger RNA, 2025 nt
Organism: Penicillium expansum
Lineage: Eukaryota; Fungi; Ascomycota; Eurotiomycetes; Eurotiales; Aspergillaceae
Gene: rgd1
Product: putative Rho GTPase activator (Rgd1)
Exons: 9
Coding region: 1-2025 (674 amino acids)
Biological process (GO): regulation of GTPase activity; signal transduction
Cellular component (GO): cytoplasm
Source: RefSeq, a predicted model, not a curated record
AUGUCGGAUUACGCCCUACACGAUUCCACGGCGAUACCGACGCUUUCCGAUGCGCCUCCGUCGAGCGCCGGUCGCUCAUCCCACGGGGCCGAGCAGACCCAGCCGACCCACGAGGCCAUCUCAGACGAGCUGAAAGCCCGCCUGGACAAAGUUAUCUACUCCGAUAUCGGCAUAACCACACUCCUUACUCGGCUGAAGCAAAGCGUGGCCUCCGCCAAGGAUUUCUCAACCUUCCUGAAAAAGCGAGGGUCACUCGAAGAAGAGCACGCUCAGGGGCUAAGAAAACUGUCCCGCGUGAUCAGCGAUGCGUCGCAACGUUCCGAGAACCGACAGGGCACAUACAGUUCCAGCUACAAGGACAUCCACCGAAUCCAGGAGCGGAUGGUCGACCAUGGCCUCCAAUUCUCCGUCUCCCUCCAUCAGAUGUCCGAUGAUCUGCACGAGCUCGCUGCCAACAUCGAGCGCGGCCGCAAGCAAUGGAAACAGACGGGUUUAGCUGCGGAGAAGAGGGUCGUCGAUGCAGAAUCGCUGGCGGAAAAAGCAAAGGCAAAGUACGAAUCAUUGGCGGAGCAGUAUGACCGUGUUCGCACGGGAGACAAGCAGGGCGGAAAGUUCGGUCUCAAGGGCCACAAGUCUGCGGCGCAGCACGAGGAGGAGUUGUUGCGCAAGGUCCAGAACGCGGAUAGCGAUUAUGGGUCUAAGGUUCAGGCUGCUCAGGCGGCGCGCCAGGAGCUAGUGUCUACCCACCGACCACAGGCGGUACACAAUCUUCAGCAGUUGAUCGCUGAGUGUGACUCCGGAUUGACCCUGCAACAGCAGAAGUUCGCUACUUUCAAUGAGAAACUGCUUCUAGGCCAAGGUCUCUGCGUCAACCCUUUGAAAACCGAUGGGGCAUUAGGACCUAAGAGCCUUGCCGAGGUUAUUCGUCAAGUCGAUAACCAGAAAGAUCUCCACGAGUUUAUUCUAAGCCACGAAGGCAAUCCUGGGGCUGUGGCUUCAGUACAAGUCAAAUAUGAGCGUCACCCUACACUUGGUGGUGGUGGGGCCGUUUCUUCUGCUUCUACUUCUGCGGUACCUUCGCAACCAAUUACUCAAAAUAAACGUGUGUCAACCAUGCCGCAGGCAUUUACCUUGACUAAUAUAUCUUCGCCAGCGCUUCAACUACCACAGAGCAGUGAUCGAUUGCAGCAAUCACCUUAUCCCGCCGAGAAGACCUUCACUCCGCCCCCAGCCGGCACAGCUCCCUACCCAGUUUCAGGACCGCCUGCUCCGGAACCCGCACCUAAGAUCCCGCUGUCAAUGGCAGGGCCUCCCCCAAUGGCAGGGCCUCCCCCAAUGGCAGGGCCUCCCCCAAUGGCAGGGCCUCCCCCAAUGGCAGGGCCUCCCCCAAUGGACAGGAAUUUGCAAUUGAAUCUCCCUCCAUUGAAGCCAGUGUUUGGCGUUUCGCUGAACGACCUGUACGCCCGGGAUGGAACGGCAGUUCCUUUCAUUGUGUACCAGUGCUUCCAAGCAGUUGAGCUGUUCGGUCUGGAUAUGGAGGGCAUCUAUCGACUUUCCGGUAGUGCCAAUCACAUCAGCCACAUGAAAGCUGUAUUCGACAAUGACUCAUCACAAGUCGAUUUCACAAAUCCGGAGACCUUUUACCAUGAUGUCAACAGCGUUGCAGGACUUGUGAAGCAAUUCUUCAGGGACUUACCUGACCCUCUGUUCACCACUCAGUUCUACCAACAGUUUGUUGAUGCUGCUCGCUUCGACGAUGACAUCCAACGCCGAGACUCGAUGCACGCCCUUAUUAACAGUCUGCCCGAUGCUCAUUAUGCUACUCUUCGUGCUAUCAUUCUGCAUCUCAACAAGAUCCAAGAACACUAUACCCAGAACCGCAUGAACGCGGGCAAUCUAGCCAUUUGCUUCGGACCAACCCUCCUGGGCUCUAAUUCCGGUGGCAGCAUCGCCGACGCUGGGUGGCAGGUCCGUGUCGUCGAGACGAUCCUGAAUAACACAUUCCAGAUCUUCGACGAUGACUGA